Messenger RNA from Stomoxys calcitrans (stable fly), 6308 nucleotides. RefSeq lists its product as uncharacterized. The record is from RefSeq and is a predicted model, not a curated record. Lineage: Eukaryota; Metazoa; Arthropoda; Insecta; Diptera; Muscidae. The coding region runs from base 30 to 6152 and encodes 2040 amino acids. The transcript is spliced from 6 exons.
AAAGUAAUACAAAAAUAUUUUGAACGAAAAUGAAGUUCGUUCUUGCUAUUCUGUGCCUAUGUGUCACAGUAUUGGCGGAUUCAACACCAAAAUCCUUGGCGGACUGCAUACAAGCUGUCAUCGAUGCCGGUUAUUCGUAUCCCCAGCCGCAGGUGAAGUUCUCUAUAGCACCAGGUGAAACAACUCUCAAGGUCACGCCAUCCCUUUCGUCCUACUCGGAGAAUGGUAAACUACAGUAUGCCUCGGUAGGAUCUUCAUCAUCGUCAUAUGGAUCGUUAGCUGGUUUUUCUGGCUACUCUCGAGAUUCGGGACCGGCACAAAUUACAAAAUAUGUAGCUCCUAUCAAGAGUUCUGUAAUUCAACCUGCUGUCACUUACGCCAAGGGAGGUAGUAUAACAUAUGCGGAUAAAUCACCAGCUUCCAAGUAUGCUGCAGUUGUUCCAUCGGGUAUAGAAUUUAAAAAUCUCGUAACGCCCAUUAUAAAUACGAAGAAAACACCAUCAAAUACAUACCUACCUGCGGUCACAUCAAAGGUUGAAACCUAUCAAUCACCAGGAUAUACGUACAGUCACUCAACGCCAGCAAUCUCAAAGAGUGCCACCUACGUUUCCUCACAGCCUGAGGAUGGAGAGAAACUAUCCGGAGAGAUAUCGAAGACUGCAUUUAGUGCACCAGCUAAUACCAAAAUCCAAUCAUUCACCUCGCCCGGUAACAUGUACUCAAAAACAACACCCGUAUUUUCCAAAAUCGAAACUUAUUCAUCACCCGGCAAUUCCAAAUCUGGUAGCUUAGAAUCGAUAUUCUCUAGUGCUGUAUAUAAUCCAUUUGCAGGUCACAUCAGUUAUGCACCAAAAAUUUCCUACGGCGCACCAACAGAAACAAAAAUAUCCUCAAUUGGUACUGCGGGUCAUUCGCAUUCAUAUUCUGCCCAACCCAUAUUUGCUAAGGCUUUACCAGCAUCUCCUGCGGUCUAUUCAUAUGCGCCCGCCCUAUCAAAAUCUUAUUUGCCCAGUCUAGAGACAGCCUCCUAUUCAAAGUCCAGCUAUGGAGCGAUAUCGCACCAACACGUGUCCACACCAACCCACUAUGUAUCAACACCUAUCAAAGCUCCCACAUAUGCUGCACCAGCACCGUCGCACUACAUUUCAGCACCUCUUAAAGUGGCCAGUUUCUCUUCGGGUGGUGCUUACCAUUCAUCCGGUGGUGGUGUCUCACAUCAACACAUUUCCAAACCUACUGCCCAUAUAACUUCAUAUGUAGCACCUGUGGUGGCCAAAGUAGCUACCAUAUCAGCACCAGCCACUAUUACCAAAUAUGUCGGAGGAGGAAGUGGAGGAAGCUCCAUUCACUACGCUGCUGGAGGUAGCUCAUCGCAGCAUUAUGCCUCAAGUAGAGCCGGUGGAGCCAUUUUACAUCAAUAUGUCUCGAAGCCAGCUCAGGUAACAGCAUAUGCAGCAUCCCCAGCCGUUGCGAAAGUUGCCACAUAUGAUUUGUCACACCAGUUUGUUACCAAACCAUACGAGCCUGCCUAUAUAGCUCCAGCUGUCGCCAAAUCCUCAACAUUUUCUGCUCCAGCUGUGACAGUUUCCUCGGGAGAAUCGUACAAAUAUGCAUCUGGAGGAGCGGUUUCACACCAGUACACAUCAAAACCAUCGACCCAUAUCAUAGGAUAUACUGCAGCUCCUGCAGUGGCUAAAGUUGCAACAUAUACAGCUCCAGCUAUUGCCAAAGAGGUUUCCUAUUCGCCUCCUGCUUCAGUUCAUUUUAGCUCUUCGGGAGGCAGUUACACUCAUGGAGGCUCUGCCUCACAAUCAGGUGCCAUCUCACAUCAAUAUGUUUCAAAGCCCGCUGCUCACAUCACAGGAUAUUCAGCUCCAUCACAAUCUAAGAUCAGCACUUACACUGGUCCAGCGGUAACUAAAUAUGUCUCAGCACCGUCGAUAUCUAAGGUAGCAGCCUAUGCGUCACCUGCCACUAUAAUUGGAGGUCACUCUGUUGCAUCAGGAGGUGCGGUUUCCCAUCAGUAUGUCUCCAAACCAGCUGGAGCUGCAAUAGUACCAGCUAAAGCAAUUGCUAAAAUAGCUACAUACGAAUCGCCCGCAACAGCACCAGCACCUGCUUUUGUAAAAGUUGGAUCGUACUCCUCUGAUGUAAGUUCAUCUCAUUUUACCUCGGGAUCUGGUGCAGUUUCUCAUCAGUUUGUGUCCAAGCCCGCGGUUGUGGCUGCCCCCGUUGUAGCAAAGGUUGCCUAUCAAGCUCCUCCUGUAGUUAAAGUGGCUUCUUAUUCGGAUAGAGGUUCCUCGCAUUUUUCAUCUAGUGGUGGAGCCACUUCCCACCAAAUUAUUUCAAAACCCGGGUUGGUAGCUAAAGUUGCCUAUGCAGCCCCAGCGGCAGUUAAAAUUGCUUCUUAUUCGGAUGGUGAUUCAUCACAUUUCUCAUCCAGUGGGGGAACUGUUUCUCAUCAAUAUGUUUCUAAGCCAGCGCAAGUUCUGCAUGCUCCUGCAAAAGUGCUCACAUAUGCUGCACCAGCAGUUUUGAAAGUCGCUUCAUACUCCGAUGGAGGUUCAUCUCAUUACACAUCAGGCGACAGUUCGUUACAUUUCUCGUCCUCUGGUGGUGCUGUGUCUCAUCAGUAUGUUUCUAAGCCAGCUCAAGCUACCUUUGUCCAAGCGCCCGCCGUUGCCAAAAUAGCGUCUUAUGCCAUUCCAGCUCCAGCUCCUGCGCCUGUUCCAGUUAAGCUUGGCUCUCACUCAUCUGAUGGUAGUUCUGCCCACUUUGCUUCCGGAAGUGGUGCUUUAUCCCAUCAGUUGGUAUCACAACCAGCACCUGUCGUGUCUAAAGUAGCUUCAUAUGCCGUACCCGCAGCUGUAAAGGUUGCCUCUUAUGCAUCUGGAGGAAGUUCUGCGCAUUUCUCCUCAAGCGGCGGUGCAAUAUCACACCAAUUCGUUUCUAAACCUGCAGUUGCGCCAACUGCUGCCCUGGUUGCCACACCCACAAUAGCUAAGGUCCAAACAUAUGGAGCACCUGCUCUCGUUAAAGUUGACUCAUAUUCGUCAGGAGGAAGUUCAGGACAUUUCUCCUCCGGGAGCGGAGCAGUUUCUCAUCAAUACGUAUCGAAACCUGCCGUUUCAGUUACCCCAGCAGUCGUGGCGGCACCCGCUAUAGCAAAGAUUCCAUAUACCGUCCCAGCAGCUGUUAAUGUGGCAUCUUACUCCGAUGGUGGCUCAUUGCACUUUUCAUCUAGUGGAGGAGCUGUUUCCCACCAAUUCGUAUCAAAGCCCGCAGUAGUUGCGGCCCCCGCCAUAGCAAAGGUUUCCUAUGCCGCUCCAGCUGCUGUAAAAAUUACUUCCUAUUCGGAUGGUGGCUCUUCACAUUUCUCCUCAGGGGACGGAACUCUUUCCCAUCAAUACAUCUCCAAACCAGCUGCUCCAGUUAUAGAAAAGGCUACAUAUGAAGCCCCAGCCAUAGCAAAAGUACAUUCAUAUACCAGUGGUGGUGCUGUUUCACGUCAAUAUGUCUCGAAAUCAGCUCAAGCCACAAUAACCCAUGUCCCUGCAAUAAGCAAGGUAGCUACUUUAACAACGCCCGCAAUUGGUUCUUACCCCUCUGGUGGAAGUUCUGCUCAUUUCUCUGCUGGAAGAGGUGCGGUUUCCCAUCAAUACGUGUCUAAACCAGCAAUAACAGACGAUCCUGCCCCUGCUAUCAUUGAGGCUCCCGCUGUUGCUAAGGUGGCCUAUACAGCACCAGCUGUAAUCAGUUCUUCGCACUUUUCCUCCGAACGAGGCUCAACUCGCUACUCAUCUUCGGGCAGUGGUGCUGUAUCCCAUCAAUAUGUUUCCAAGCCCGCUGCUUAUGUAACCGCUUACGCAGCACCUGCUGUGGCAAAAAUUGCAACAAUAACGUCGCCAGCCGUAACGCAGUACGUUUCCGCUCCAACGGUAACUAAGGUUUCUAGCUUUUCUGGUGAAAGUUCGCAUCGCUUUUCCUCUACCGGCGGAGUCCCAGCCCAUCAAUAUGUUUCAAAGCCUGCUGUACAAGUGACGGGAUAUGCGGCCCCAGCCAUAGCUAAGGUUGCAACUUAUGCGGCGCCCAUAGUAACCCAAUACAGCUCUCAACCAGCGUUAACUAAAGUGGUCAGUUAUCAAGGAGGCGAAGGAAGAGCAAUUUCCCAUCAGCAUGUUUCAAAACCAGCAACGCUAUAUCAAGUCCCUGCGGUGGCUAAGAUUGCUACUUAUGCUGCACCUGCUACGACACACUACUCAGCACAGCCGGUUAUUGCAAAAGUGGCUACUUAUGAACAGCCCUCGAUCUCGGCGGUAAAAUAUCAAAGCAGUGGAGCGAUUUCCCAUCAGUAUGUCUCACAGCCAGCACAGAUAUAUGCGCCACCAAAAGUUUCGACUUAUGCAUCAGCAGCACCAGUUAUAUCUGCGUCAUAUUCGGGACUACACGGUCUUUCCACCGGAGCAGGAUCGUCCAAUCAAUUUCCAGCACAACCAACUGUAGUCAGUGCGCCAACCAAAUCAUUGUAUGCCGGAGUUUCUUAUGGUGGCCAAUAUGCAACAGGGGGUUCAGUUUCCCAUCAAUAUAUCUCACAACCGCGACCAGUUGCCUUAUAUAAAGUUCCAGCAGCCACUAAAAUUGUCUCGUAUUCUGCUCCAGCCCAAGCCCACUACGCCACUGGACCUGCAUAUGAUAAGGUUGCAACGAUAUCAUCUAGUUCCCAUUCAUCUGGAGCAGUCUCCCAUCAAUAUGUAUCUAAGCCAGCCUAUACUGGCCCCGUUCCGGCAAAACUGGCAAAAUAUGGUAUUCCUGCAGCAACACCAGCAUACAACCCACUGCUCAUUAGCGCCGAUCACGGAACUAGUUCUUACAAAAGCUUUUCAUCCGGAGCCAUAUCCCAUCAAUAUGUAUCGAAGCCAGCGGCAGCGUUAGAAAUCCCCGCAAUUGCAAAAACCGUAACAUAUUCAGGACCAUCUGUGGCACAUCUAUCAUCGGGUCCUGCCUUUGAAAAAGUUCUUACUCCAAGAGUAAACGGCAUAGGUGGCAGUCAAUACGAAUCCUAUGGGGCCGUAUCUCACCAGUAUGUCUCAAAACCUGCAUUCGGAGCAAAACUAGCAUCUCCAAUCAGUGGUGCUGCCUUACAUUUGGAUACAACUGCACCGCUUGUGACUUCUUCUCAUUCAGGUUAUAGCAAACUAACCACUCCUCCUUUACAUGACAGCUUACAUUUAUCAAAAUCCGCAACAUUUACUAGCCCCAUUGUGGUAAAGGGCUCCGACCACUUACCAACGGCACCUGGGCCAAAAGUGACCCUUUCACCUGGACAUGGUGCUGUUUCUCACCAAUUUGUUUCACAACCAGCAUUGGUAAAAGGCACACAUGGGGCUAUUGCAUCAUUUGUAACCAAACCAUUGUCGGGUCCUGGUAUAACAUUGGCAGCAGGGCAUGGCGCAGAUUAUAUAACGAAACCUCUACAUCCUUCGGCUUAUGGUCUCGCAGCUCUUCAUGGAUCGGCAUACCCAAUAGGAGGAGAUUUAGCUGGACCCCAUUCUGGCCAAGGAUACUAUGGAGCUGUUAGUUUGGGUCAUUUUGGCUCUUCACCUGCUUUAAGUUACUCAACCGUUUUGGGACAAGCUGCACAUGGUUUCGCGGGCCGUGCUGGACCAGUAUCCGCCCAUGGCGGUAGUCCCAAUUUCAUUGGCGGUAUACAUGGUGACUUUACACCCCUCAGUGGUUAUGAUCAUGGCAUUGGUGGUAUAGGUCCACAUGGAGCUGGAUUUUAUAGAUAUGCCCCCAUUGCACCUGCUUUAAGUUCGCAUACCCUCACGCCCGCAGCAUACUUGCGAACAGCACCGGCAAUCAAGCCAGCCAAGAUUAAAUUGAUGACUGACCGACAUCUAGAAUAUUUUAAUGAUCACCCCCGCUACGCUUUUGAAUAUGGUGUAAAUGAUCCCACAACCGGCGAUAUAAAACAUCAACGUGAAGAACGCGAUGGCGAUGUGGUCAGGGGUGAAUAUUCUCUGGUGGAACCGGAUGGCAAUGUACGCACGGUUAAAUACUAUGCUGAUUGGGAAACUGGUUUCCAUGCUGAAGUCAUCAAUAGUCGAGACUCUGCAAAGACUCUAACUAAACGUACUGCCACUAAAUCAUAAAUUAAGUAGUCACCUUCGAGGGCUGCGUUCCUGCUAUACGAUUUGUCAUACAAUACAAUACAAUGUGCCUUCACACGAUACAAUUUUUUCAGAUUGCAAAAAUCUGUACGAUAAAUCUUAUAGGUAAAGUCUAUAUGAUGGAUCGAUCGUUGGAUA